Molecule: messenger RNA, 5401 nt
Organism: Anopheles funestus (African malaria mosquito)
Lineage: Eukaryota; Metazoa; Arthropoda; Insecta; Diptera; Culicidae
Gene: Klp3A
Product: chromosome-associated kinesin KIF4
Exons: 4
Coding region: 321-3908 (1195 amino acids)
Biological process (GO): microtubule-based movement; mitotic spindle organization
Molecular function (GO): microtubule motor activity; ATP binding; microtubule binding
Source: RefSeq, a predicted model, not a curated record
AAUAAAUAUAAUGCAAUAAAUAUUUAUUUUGUGGUUCUCUGCUUUCAAUCGAACUGCUGUCAAAUUCGACAGUUCACAUUUCAAUUUUUUAGUUUUGUAACCGCCAUUUCUAUCACACCAGAUUUAGCGUCCUGUGACGGUGCUGCUAAUGAAAGUUGGUGCACUCUGCUUGGUGUGGCGAAAAUUGUUUUUUUCUACAUAAUAAACUUAACUUCAUUUACUGUAAAAGGCGUGUCGCAUAUUCGCAAGUGAAAGUAGUGGUAUUAUCGAAGUGUUUGUUCCAAUAAAACGAAGUUUCGUUCAGGGUUUUGGUUAGCAAUAUGUCCGGUCCAGAAUGUGUGAAGGUGGCUGUGCGCAUCCGGCCGAUGUCUAAGUCCGAGCAGGCUCGUGGGUGUCAGAGCGUGGUCGAGCAAGCAUCGCCGGAACAUCCGCAAAUACUCGUUUGCGGUGGACGGUCACCGUCCGACAUAUUUUCCUACAGCUAUGUAUUUCCACCUUCCGCUGCUCAAUCGCAGGUGUACGAUCAGUCGGUGGCCCCACUGGUCACCAAAGUGUUGGCCGGUUACAAUGCAACGAUCCUAGCGUACGGCCAGACCAGCUCGGGCAAAACGUACACAAUGGGUACGGACGUUUCCGGUGAGAUGAACACGAAUAUGGGCGUCAUACCACGAGCCAUCAUCGACAUCUUUCGGUUGCUUAGCGACGAUUCCGAUGGGACACCGCGUGCAAAUAUGAACACGCAUGUUACCUGCUCGUUCAUCGAGGUUUACCAGGAUAACGUGUACGAUCUGCUGGAGGAUAAAAGUGGUAACGAACGACAGCCGAUCGAGAUACGGGAAGCGGUCGGCGGAGAAGUUGUGUUAGCAGGACUAACCGAGGUGGAAGCAGUCACCCAAGAAAGCGCCUUCAGCUGUUUGAUGCGCGGUUCGACAGGUCGUGUUGUGCGCGCGACAGCCAUGAAUAACGUAUCUAGCCGUAGCCACGCCAUCUUCACACUCACCAUCCAACAAACAUCAACCGACGGGCCAAGCAAUGUGCUACGUUCCAAGAUCCAUCUGGUCGAUUUGGCCGGAUCGGAACGCUCGAAAAAGACUGCCACAACUGGCGACCGAUUUAAGGAAGGUGUGGAAAUUAAUAAAUGUUUGCUGGCACUUGGCAACGUUAUUACAGCACUGGGAACGAACAGUGGGGCGGGCAAGAUGCACAUUCCUUACCGCACCUCCAAACUUACUCGUUUGCUGCAGGAUUCGCUGGGUGGUAACUCGUACACACUGAUGAUUGCUUGCGUGUCGCCUGCAGACUACAAUCUAUCCGAGACGUACAGCACACUUCGAUACGCGUACCGUGUGUGCAAAAUCAAAAACAAACCGAUCAUCAACCAGGAUCCGCAGCAGGCACGUAUUAAGGAGCUGGAAGCAACGAUCCAAGAUUUGCGGCUCUAUAUACUAUCGCUCAAGAGCGGCCAGGACGCUGAUGGCGAUGGCGAAAGACAAGAUGAUGCUGAAUAUUCUAUUGAAAAGCCAGUACGUCCCACGCUCCAACGUGGCCUAUCGGAGGCGCAGAUUAAUUCGCCACGAAAAUGUAACACGGAACAGCAAGCAGGCUCGUACGCCACGGUCUGUAUGCUGCAGAACAGUAACCGUGUUCUUGAGAAACAGCUUCGCUCAACACUGCAUGAGAUUGGAGCGCACGAGAUGCGUGCCAUGAUUGCCGAGAAAUUGCUGGAAGAUAUUGAGCAGGUACUGGCUAACUAUGGAAAAAAUGAUACCGAGACGGAUAAUACGCCCAAACCCGUUGCUGAGGGAAACAUGCAUCGUGAGAUUUCUCUGCUCCUGAGCAAAUACAACGAAGAUCUCUUUGCUCAGAACGUAGCACACUCGAGAAAUUCGUCACCCCCCGCGAACAUUGCGGAAUCGGAAGAAAUUGACCGUAAGUCUAAGUAUCACACUCAGGAGCAAAUGCGUAUACACAGCGAGCUGAGUCAGUUGAAGCGUGAGCUUGCAGUGAAGGAGGAACUGCACCGCAAGUGUACGGACAACAAUUCCCUCGUGCAUACAAUCACCAGUAAGCGGGAACGCGAGCUAACCGAGCAGCUGCGCGAGUACGAGGGACAGAUCUCCGUCAUGGAGGAACAGCUAGCGGAGCUGAAUGUGCUGCUCGAGAACACCAAGGCGAGCGAGAAACGGACGAAACUAGCCGAGGAACGACGCCGCAAGGUGCAGCAGCUCGAGAGCGAACUAUCCGUACUGCGGCAAAAGAGUUUACGCCAGGCAAAGAUGCUGAAGCUGAACGAAAAGGACGCGGAGCGCAUUGCCGGCUUGAGUACUGAAAUACAGCAAAUGAAGGUUACGCGCGUUAAGCUGCAGAAGGCCCUGCGCACCGAGAGCGAAAACUUCCGCCAAUGGCGCGUUACCCGGGAGAAGGAAAUUAUUCAGCUGAAGGCGAAGGAUCGCAAGCGCGAGUUCCAGCUGAAGAAGCUCGAAACAUCGUACACGCUGCAGAAGCAUAUUAUGCAGCGCAAGAUGGAUGAAACGAUACUGGUGAACAAGCGUCUGAAGGCAACGCUCGAACGCCGGCAGCGCAAUCCCAACACGAAGGACCGGACGGUGUUGCGCGGUGCCGAAGCAGCCCAGUGGAUCAAGCACGAACUGGAGCUAAUAUGCAAUACGGUCGAGGCGUCGGUAACGCUGAAAAUGUUGCGCACCCAGCGGGCACAGCAGGCGAAAAAAUUGAACGAGAUGCGCAAACAGCAGUCGGAACUGAUCAACGCCGGUGAGGAGGACGGUGGCGAUGGGUUGAUGGACGAGCAUCAGCAGCAGCAGACCGAGUUGCAGGAAGAGAUCGGUCAGUGUGAAACCGAUCUGGACUAUCGCAAUGCACAGAUCGCCGAUCUGCAGCAGAAGAUCCACACCAUGGACACGGAAACGCAGCUAACGACGUUGGGCGAAGGGUUGGCCAGUCUGCCGGAAACACGGGAUGCCUUCCAGCGACUGCUGGAACAGUUGGUCCAUACGCAUACCAAACUGUUCGAGACGCGGUUCGAGCUGGUGGAAUUGCAGGCGACACGCGAAUGUCAGGAAGAAGCGCUGAACCAAACCCGCGAACAACUGCAGCAGGCUGAGCAGCAGUACAAGGAGAAGGUGGUGCAGCUCGAGCGUACGUACGAGGAGAAGCUCUCCUUCCUGCUGAUGCAACGUUCCGCUGGUGGUAGCGUACCGGCUGGCAGCAGCGACGAGAACGCUGCCCACACGGACACCGUGCACGAGGAAGCGAUCCACCGUAUCGAACAGCUGCGUGACGAGCUCGAAUCGUACAAACAACUUGUCGAGGUAUUGCAGAAUCGAGAGAAGACAAAUACUCUGCCACGCCGAAAAUGUAAGCUACCGUCCAAGCUGGAGGAUCAUGACCUGGACGUCGAAAUGGAUGACGAAGAGGAAUUGAAUAUAUCCGACGACAGCCAACUAAAGGAGCAACUGGAAAGGGAACUUGAUCCCGAUUUUCGUGGCACACCGCUGAACAAGCGAAAGAAGCAAUCGAUAGUUUUACGCGAAGGACUACUUCCAAACAAAACGCUCAAUACCACGAUCCACUGCAGCUGCACCGGUAACUGUGGGACGAAACGUUGCGGUUGUCAAAAGAACGGCAUGCUAUGCCAUCCCAACUGCAAGUGUCCGGACGGCUGCGUUAAUCGCCCGCUUCCCACCAUUAGCGAACGCGAAAAUACGUCGAUGAAUGUUACCGACGACGGUGCAAACACUUCGGGCGCUGCGGUGAAACAAGAGAACAAGGAAAACAUACCUUUCACCCCGAGCAAUCCGGCACCGAUGGAGAAAGAUGAAAGGGAAGAGCUGGACAUCUUGGAAUAUGUUGCGAAGUACCGUAAGCGUAAACCGUUGCUAAAUGUUUAAAUUAUUACUUAUUAUUAUGAAUUAUGACCAUGAAUGAGGGAAGAGCUGGACAUCUUGGAGAUGAAGGACAGAUGGAGAGACAUAGACGUAGAGAUAGAAAUAGAGAGAUAGAGAGAGAGAGAGAGAGAGAGAGAGAGAACGAGAGAGAGAGAGAGAGAGAGAGAGAAUGAGAGAUAUUGGCUGUUUUAACGUAAAGGGGAGAUCAAUUUUCAAAUAUAUUUGUCCCCUUUUAAUAUUAAUCAUUCGACGUACGUCGCUAAUGUGCGAAUUAUCAAUUCAAUACGUGACAACGUUUCAUACAACGCUCUUCAAUUUCAUUUUAAAUUGUUAUCAUACAUACUCGAUUACAAUAAAUUUUCUGCAUAACAAAACUAUUUAAACCGUUACAGAUAAAAGAACUAGUAUAAGAUCGGUUUUCAGGAAUCCACGGACCGUAAGUUGUGCCCUCCAAUCAAACUGACCGUGCGGCAGGAAACAACAUAAAGCCUUCAAUCAAAAUGGUAUGCGCGGUUCAAUAGGUAAAGAACAAUCAAAAUUACAAUACAAUGGUAUUAUGCCAUGCCGUAUUUUACCACCAAUCAACGGAACACCAUAAUGGGAAGCAACAAUCAAUACCACAAUUACAAUCAGCGAUUGCAAGGAACCAAUUAAACACGCUAUCAAGUACAUAUCCACAUUCCACGCCGUUUGCGUACGUCUCAACACUUUCAUCUCUAACUGCUGGUGAUGGGAAGGAUGUAAUUAUCGAAUAUAGAAGGAUACCUAACUACAUUCUUUGUGUUUCUUUUUAGGAAAAGAAUUUAACCAGUUUGAUUUUUUCCUUUCUUUGUUUGCUAGCUCUAGGGCGAAUACUGCCAAUCACCUGUCUGUCCGAACAAGGUAAUAUUCGUUUCAAAAAAUCGCCUAUCACGCCAUACUACUAUUUUGCAUAAUGUUGAGAUGGCUUACCAAAAACAAAAAAUCAUUAAUAUUCAAAAAAUCAACAAUUUUCAUACAUUAAUGAGGAUUGUCGGGAUAUUAUAUUUCACUCCCACUCAUGAAUUAUGCAACGAUUCACUAAACCUGAAUGAUGCAUAGAGCUUCAAAAAUGCUCAUCCAAGUAAUUUUUGUUUUUGGAAAUUUGUUGAAGAGAUCAUAAGAAUCAAAAACCAACUCUGCCCCAGCCACAGCUUAGAGUGCAGAUUCUCUAAGAGGAUAAGAGCCCAACUCCUCCUUUCGUACUUCUGGGUGGUUUAAGAGGUUCUUCUUUUUCUUUCUGGGCUUAACGACCUCUGAGGUCACGACGGCUAUUUCUGGCUUACUAGACCUGUUUUACCACACAGCCGGAUAAUCAGUCCUUGCUACAAGGGUACACAGCCCGGAUGGGAUUUGAACUCCGGUCUGGUCGUGUGGAACUGGCGCCGUUUAACACAUACACCACCGGGCUGUCCCCGGUGUUAAGAGGUUAGCGAUGAUUUAAAACUCCAUUAGCUUAAUAAACACACAGAACUCUA